Penicillium brasilianum is the source of this 710-nucleotide messenger RNA. Lineage: Eukaryota; Fungi; Ascomycota; Eurotiomycetes; Eurotiales; Aspergillaceae. The record is from the annotation of a GenBank genome assembly.
CCGUGAGGUGCUUAUAACUCAGCCUGAAUGUAGCCAACGUGUUAUAGAAUCUUAAAACCUUGGAAUCUUGUCACCGAACGCUUGUGAAACAGAUACCAAUUUGUAGGAAAAUGGUCGUUGGUGCGUGUUUUUGCGGCAAAGUUCGCAUUGAACUCAAUGGCCAGCCCCUGACCUCGGGACUAUGUCACUGUCUCGAUUGUCGCAAACUUACUGGGUCUCCCUAUAGCUACAGUUUUGUGGUUAAAACUGCAGAGCUGGAAAUCUCGGGAAGUCCCAAAGAAGUAGCAAAAACAUCGGACAGUGGAAAUGAAAUCCGGAACUACUUCUGCCCUGACUGUGGCACGCCGCUCUAUGGAGGAAAGAUCAAACCUGAUGGAGAACCUGACGAGAUUACUGUCGUUCGGGCAGGGAUAUUUGACGACGAAUUUUUAGCUAAAUGGAAACCUCAAGCGGAGCUAUACAUUGGUAGUCGUUUGGAAUGGGUAAAGCCCAUCGAGGAAGCCGGUCAAUUCAGUGGCAUGAUGGCGCUAUCAUAACCUUAUCUUAAGGUACACUGUUGCAUGCCGUCGUGGUACCUGAGGGAGCGAGAAGUGGGCAACAAGAGGGUUGCUGCCAUGAUUUGUGAAUGGAAAAGUGGGGAAAUCAGUUGAGGCUCAAUCUUUCACCGACUAAUAAUCAAUUGAUGACUUGGUGAUUGGUAUGCCUCCGUC